Messenger RNA from Cuscuta europaea, 1460 nucleotides. The record is from the annotation of a GenBank genome assembly. Lineage: Eukaryota; Viridiplantae; Streptophyta; Magnoliopsida; Solanales; Convolvulaceae.
AAACAGUCCCAUAGUUCCAUAUACCUAUCUCAUUGCAUCAUCUAUCCUAUACACAAUAUACCAUAUAAUGAAGAUGAACAAAUCCUACUUCCUCUUCUUCUUAGGUGUCUUAUUAAGCUUAGCUUUGGUACUUAGCAUUGGAGAAGGAUUCGAAUACCACGAGAAGGAGUUGGAGAGUGAGGAAAGCUUGUGGGGGUUGUACGAGAGGUGGAGGAGCCACCACACUGUCUCCACCAGCCUGGAGGAGAAACACAAGAGGUUCAAUGUCUUCAAGUCAAACGUUGACUAUGUCCACAACUUCAAUAAGAAGGACAAGCCUUACAAGCUCAAGCUCAACAAGUUUGCGGACAUGACGAACCACGAGUUCCGAAGGACGUACGCCGAUGCAAAGAUCAAGCACCACCGGUUGCUACAAGGCGCCUCCCGCGCAAGCCCGUCGUUCCAGUACGCCAACGUGACUGACGUCCCGGCCUCCGUCGAUUGGCGCGCCAAAGGAGCAGUCACCAAUGUCAAGGACCAAGGCCAAUGCGGGAGUUGUUGGGCAUUCUCAACUGUUGUAGCAGUUGAAGGGAUAAAUCAAAUUAAGACCAACAAAUUAGUCUCUUUGUCAGAGCAAGAGCUCAUUGACUGCGACACACAGGAAAACCAAGGCUGCAAUGGAGGCCUCAUGGAUUCAGCAUUUGAGUUCAUCAACAAGCAAGGCGGCCUCUCCACGGAAAAAAUCUACCCUUACAAGGCUGCACAAGGCAGAUGUGAUUCAAGAAAGGUGCACUUGCAAGCUGUAUCGAUCGAUGGGCAUGAAGACGUGCCUAAAAAUGAUGAGGACUCGCUGCUUAAAGCAGUAGCCAACCAACCUGUUUCUGUAGCCAUAGAAGCUUCAGGUUCUGACUUCCAGUUCUAUUCCGAGGGUGUUUUCAGUGGGGAGUGUGGACAAGAGCUUGAUCACGGGGUUGCGAUCGUUGGGUAUGGGAUAACACAGGAUGGAACCAAAUACUGGAUCGUUAAAAACUCGUGGGGCGCUGAAUGGGGAGAGAAGGGAUACAUAAGGAUGCGACGUGGAGUCGAGGACGGGGGACUGUGUGGUAUAGCAAUGCAAGCAUCUUACCCAGUCAAGACCUCUUCCACUGACCCCAAACACUCAUCUUCUAUGCCUAAGGAUGAGCUGUGAAUGUACAGUUAUAUAUGCUAGAAGCAUGUCAUUCAACCCACCCUAACGAAUUAUCUCAAUAUUUGUUUGUAUAUCUAUUGAAUAUUGGUAGCAAGCAGCAUUGUUAUAUAUAUGCUUGGCAACUAGAUUUAUACCAAUCAAUUACUCAAUGUAUUUGUAGACCCCUGCAUAAUGAUACUAAUACACUGUGAAGUAAUAAAAUGAAAGGUUUCUACUUUGUGUCACUCAUUCCACAAGAGUUACAGCUUGUCUUUGAAACAGUAUGCAGAGAACAGAGUUUAGGAAAAGGAAA